UACACAUCUCAAUGCAAAAUACAGAGAGAGAGAGAGAUGGAAACCUAUUAUCUUCUCACAAUUCUUCUUACUUUUCUUUUUGUCUCAAACCUUCGUACAAGCUUAGCAGCCACCACCACCACCGGUACUUCUUCCACCAAAAAAUACACAAGUUACGUUAAAACGGCUUGUAGUUCAACCACAUACCCGAAAGUGUGUUACAGUUCGCUCUUACCCCACGCUUCCAAAAUCAAAGCGAAUCCCCGGAAUCUCUGCAACACUGCCCUCUCGGUGGCGAUAAAAGCGGCGCGCAACGCGUCAUCAACGAUAUCAGAGCUAUCGAAACAGAAGGGAUUGACGAAAAGCGAAGUGGGGAUCAUAAAGGAUUGCAUGGAGAACAUCGGGGAUAGCAUUGACGAGCUCAAACAAUCUCUGAACGAAAUGGGAAAUCUUGGAGAGUCUGAUGUGAAAGUUCAGAUAGAUGAUAUAAAGACUUGGGUUAGCACAGCCAUAACAGAUGAAGAUACAUGCACCGAUGGGUUCGAUGGCCAGAAGGUAAGCGCGAAGGUGGAGAACAAGAUCAGGAAGAGUAUUCUCCAUGUUGCUAUGCCGACUAGCAAUGCUUUGUCUAUCAUUAACACUCUUUACUCCUACUAAUUUAACCUUAUUAAUUCAUGAACCCUUUUCCCUCUUAA
Molecule: messenger RNA, 674 nt
Organism: Alnus glutinosa
Lineage: Eukaryota; Viridiplantae; Streptophyta; Magnoliopsida; Fagales; Betulaceae
Product: pectinesterase inhibitor 4-like
Exons: 1
Coding region: 37-636 (199 amino acids)
Biological process (GO): negative regulation of catalytic activity
Molecular function (GO): enzyme inhibitor activity
Source: RefSeq, a predicted model, not a curated record